Molecule: messenger RNA, 1486 nt
Organism: Bactrocera oleae (olive fruit fly)
Lineage: Eukaryota; Metazoa; Arthropoda; Insecta; Diptera; Tephritidae
Product: protein cortex
Biological process (GO): positive regulation of ubiquitin protein ligase activity; positive regulation of anaphase-promoting complex-dependent catabolic process; anaphase-promoting complex-dependent catabolic process
Cellular component (GO): anaphase-promoting complex
Molecular function (GO): anaphase-promoting complex binding; ubiquitin ligase activator activity; protein binding
Source: RefSeq, a predicted model, not a curated record
ACUUAUGAAAGUAUUUUCUAUAGACUAGUGUUGUUUAUUUUAUACUCACCUACAUUUAUUUAAUAUAAUAAAAUAAUAUAUAUAAAAUAGGAAACUCUGUCCUGUCUAUUAACGGCUUUUGGACUUAGUAAACAUUUUCAUUGGUCUCUUUUGUUAUACCAACUAUUGAUCAAAUAUUUUUAGAACGCGAAAGCAAUGUUAAUUUGAUCGGUAUGAACGUACAUAGUACUACUCGAAAUUGUUUUAAAGCUGAAAUGAUCGCUAAUCUAAAAUCUGGAAAGGCCGAGUCUUCUAUUAAAAAACGUGACAGCCAAUGGGAAAAUGAGGUUGUGCAGGUGAACAAAGAAUUUAUAUCUAAUCUCUGAGGUUCUCAUAAAAUUCAUCAUUCUGUCGAAGCCGACUUUAAAUUUGUAGCAAGUAUCAAGACACCUGUGACAAAUAAUAGGAUGUAUUUUUGACCAAAUAAAUAACAAUGGUAACCUCAGAACCUCAUUUCCCGAUAUGAUUGCUCUAUCUUAUGGAGAUCGAUUUAUACCCCGUCGAUAUUAUUGCCAACACCUAAACAAAAAUCUUAAGUUUGCAACCAAGAAUAUGGAAAAAGAUGUUCUAAAAGUACGUUUUUCAGCUAAUUACUGGAGACAAAAUAGUCUGAAGAUUGCAAUCAAUAAGUCAUUUGAGUUGAGAGAAGAAAGAAUUCUACAGCUUAGUGACCAAGUAGUAAAAGGAUUGGAAAGUCGCUCCAAUAUACUUGGAAGCCUUGAUACACAUAGUGGUGAAUACGAUUGGCGGUGCAUUCCGCGUUCAAAACCUCUAGCAUUUGCUGAAACCACACACGACUCCCCUGGUUUUGAUUCGACGUUCGAUCCAAAUAUGGUGGAUUGGUCGGUGAAUGGACAAAUUGUAGCAUCUUUUGGACAAGACUUGAUAAUUUGGAAACGUACUGAUGAUGUUACUAUGUUGUUCAAUGUAAAAAGUAUAAAGGCUUUGGCAUUUUCACCGGAUGGUAAGACUCUUGCGAUUGGCUGCAAAAUCAACGAAUAUCCAGUUUUAGAAUUGUGGAAAGUUGUUAAUUCAACAAAGUCUUUGGUCAUAAAUGGAAAAGUAUUCUCUGCAGACCACUCAGACUUGCAUUGCUUAAUAUGGAACCACUCUGGAUCACAAAUUAUAGGCGGAACAGGGUUGGGGUGCUUAUAUGUUCUCUCUGUGCCGGAUUUAAAAGUAGUAAGAAAGGUUCGGCGUCACAAGUUGCCGAUUAACAGAAUAAUGCUGUCACCGAAUAUGAGAUACAUUGCCAGCGGGGAUACAAGUGGAGAUAUCGUCGUAUAUAAUUGGUGUUCCUGUGAUGUAUAUCUAGUAGUUUGUUCAAAACGCAAACUGCACACUCAUUUUGAUUGGCACCCUUGGAAUGGAGAUGAUUUGGUUAUAGCCGAAACGGCUCCGGCAUCAAUUGUAGUUCUACACGUCCCAAGCAAAGAAAUAGUGGCAU